This is a messenger RNA of Danio aesculapii, 2719 nucleotides long. RefSeq names its product coiled-coil domain containing 6b (gene ccdc6b). The transcript is spliced from 9 exons. NCBI's taxonomy places the organism in Eukaryota, Metazoa, Chordata, Actinopteri, Cypriniformes, Danionidae. The record is from RefSeq and is a predicted model, not a curated record. The coding region runs from base 12 to 1325 and encodes 437 amino acids.
ACUGAUGCUCAAUGAUGGCGGAUAGCGCGAGUGAGAGCGAUACGGACGGAGCCACCCCUCACUGCUCCUCAUCUUCAUCCUCCUCCAUCCUCAUCUCUUCAUUCCGUCUUGAGGAGCUGUCCAACCGCCUGGCGUCUUUGCAGCAAGAAAACAAAGUGUUGAAGAUCGAGCUCGAGACGUUUAAACUGAAGUGUAAAGCUCUGCAGGAGGAGAACAGAGACUUGCGCAAAGCCAGCGUAACCAUACAAGCGAGAGCAGAACAAGAAGAAGAGUUCAUCAGUAAUACCCUGUUUAAGAAGAUUCAAGCCUUGCAGAAAGAGAAAGAAACGCUAGCAGUCAACUAUGAGAAGGAAGAGGAGUUCCUCACCAAUGAGCUCUCUCGGAAACUUAUGCAACUCCAACAUGAGAAAGCUGAACUGGAGCAGCACUUAGAACAGGAGCAGGAGUUUCAAGUCAACAAACUGAUGAAGAAGAUCAAGAAGCUGGAGAACGACACCAUCUCCAAACAGCUCACCUUAGAACAGCUCAGACGUGAAAAGAUUGACUUGGAGAACACUUUAGAGCAAGAACAAGAAGCACUCGUGAAUCGGUUAUGGAAGCGCAUGGACAAACUGGAAGCAGAAAAAAGGAUUCUUCAAGAGAAGCUGGAUCAGCCGGUUUCUGCUCCUCCGUCCCCAAGAGACACCAUCUCCAUGGAGAUUGACUCACCUGAGAAUAUGAUGCGACACAUUCGAUUUCUCAAGAGUGAGGUGGAGCGGCUGAAGAAAAACCUCCGCACUUCAGAACUACAGCAUACAGAGAAGCGGGCUCAGUAUAUAGAAGAAGAGCGCCACAUGCGGGAGGAGAACAUCCGCCUGCAGAGGAAGCUCCAGAGGGAGGUGGAGCGCAGAGAGGCUCUGUGCCGACAGCUCUCCGAGAGCGAGUCCAGCCUUGAGAUGGAUGAUGAGAGGUACUUCAAUGAGAUGUCUGCUCAAGGCCUGCGCCCCCGAACUGUAUCCAGCCCCAUUCCCUACAGCCCAUCCCCAUCCUCCAGCAGACCCAUCUCACCAGGACUGUCGUAUGCAAGUCACACAGUGGGCUUUACUCCUCCAACUACGCUGACCAGAGCAGGCAUGUCCUACUACAACUCACCCGGCCUGCAUACCCAUGUGGGAGCCUCGCACGGCAUUGCAAGACCUUCUCCAAGGCGAAGCAACAGUCCAGACAAAUUCAAGCGGCCUACGCCUCCACCUUCCCCCAACACACAAGCUGGUGUCCAGCCACCGCCACCUCCUCCACCCAUCGCACAUCCAGCGUCCUCCCACAAUGCUCCACAGCAGCCUUAAACCAUUGCGGCAUCAGAAAAGGACUCGAAACAGAGCUGCUUCACUGUAAUAUCCCAGAGCCAAAUGUUAAUAUCAUCAUCUCUAACUCAAGCCAUUCAUCCGUGCUGUUCAUAUUUUGUGCUUGAGAUCCACUUAAGGCAAGAGGGAAUCUACAGUAUAGCACACUUUUAGCAGGUACUUGGUACUCUUUAAGUGUGUGUCAAAUGAUUUACACCCAAGCAAUCUCUUAGAAGUUGCUUUAAAAUACUAAAAAUACUACGAAGGAAAUAAUGUGCGUGAGAUAUUUUUUUAUAGUUGGAUAUUUUCUCAUGUUCAAACACUUUAAAAGUGUCAAUCAGACUGAAAGCCACAAGUUAAAAUUGCAGUAAAAGCGUUUAGAGAUUAAACUCUAAUAUGUGCUUGGAUAUUUUUUGGUUAUAUUAUUAAUAAUCAAUUUUCUCAGAAUGAGAAUAGAACAAAAUUCCGCUUGUAUAGCAAAUAUGUGUUUUAUAGAUGCCUCAUAAACAUUUAAAAAGCAAAGCUGUAAAGUAUGCUAAUCAUGCUGAAAAUACUGAAUCUCGCAAAGAAAUGUCUAAGGCAGUGUUUCUCAACCACGUUCCUGCAGGACCACCAACACUGCAUGUUUUGGAUGUCUCCUUUGUCUGUCACACCCAUUGCCAGUCUUUCAGUCUUUGCUAAUAAGCUGAUGGUCUUAAUCAGGUGUGUUUGGUUAGGAGCCAGGGACAUGUGCAGAGCUGGUGGUCCUCCAGGAAUGUGGUCGAGAAACAAUGGUCUAGGGCAGUGUUUCCCAACCCUGUUCCUGAAGGCACACCAACAGUACACAUUUUCAACCUCUCCCUCAUCAAACACACCGGAAUCAACUUAUCACAACAUCAGAAGAGGCUCCUGAAGUUAAUGGGUCAGAAAAGGGAGACAUCCAAAAUAUGUACUGUUGGUGUGGCUCCAGGAACAGGGUUGGGAAACACUGGUCUAGGGUCUCAAACUAUUGCUGGAGGAUCGCAGCUCUGCAGUUUUGCUCCAACCUUUAUCAAACACAGCUGAUCUAACUAAUCAAGGUGUUCAAGAGUAGUCCUGAACACCUUGUUUAGUUGGAUCAGCUGUGUUUGAACGGGGUUAAAGCUGAACUGUGCAGAGCUGCAGCCCUCCAGGAAUUGAGUUUGAGAUCACUAGGGCAUAUUUCUCCCUCAAAAGUCUGUUAGCAACUGUAAAUAAUGAUAAUUAAAAAAAAGUUGAGAAACAAUUUCGGAAAUUUUCAGGAUUUCUAGAUUUACUCAAGUAAAAUGUUUGGAUUUUUUUCCUGAAAAACUGCUAAUCACAUUCUAAGAUUAAUAAUGUAAAGUUGUUUCUCAUUUAAAGUAUAAAAUGACUAUUGGUCAGAUUAACGAAAGUGUUUU